Jaculus jaculus (lesser Egyptian jerboa) is the source of this 2019-nucleotide messenger RNA. RefSeq names its product chromosome 5 C1orf127 homolog (gene Ciroz). The transcript is spliced from 12 exons. The record is from RefSeq and is a predicted model, not a curated record. NCBI's taxonomy places the organism in Eukaryota, Metazoa, Chordata, Mammalia, Rodentia, Dipodidae. The coding region runs from base 1 to 2019 and encodes 672 amino acids. Gene Ontology annotation, biological process: heart development.
AUGAGAGCAGACCAAGCAGCAGAGCUGGACUGGGCACUACCGCUGGGCUGGGCACCCCACAUGUCCUUCUUUCCUCCUUAUAGGACCAUUUGCCUCGCUUGUGUUCAGCCUGUGGUAUUCUCAUGGAUCCUCCCCUUCAGGUCAAACAGGGACAGGCCCCACCCUGGCCUCGGAGCUCUGACAGAAAUAACUUCUCGCCCCACAGAGAAGGUGGAGUGUUUCUCAGACUACAUGACCCUGAAGAUUCCGAAGAGCCACGUGCAGGGUCUGAGGCAGUGGCUGGCAGCCAUUCUGCCCCUGCCAGGCACCCUGAGGGCCCCUGGCCAUCUGGAUGCUCUUCUUGACGAAUGUGGCUACCUCCUGCACCGGGUCCCUGAGGGUGACUUUGUCUUCCGAGCUCUGUACUCAGCCUGCUUUGUGCAGAAGGAGAAAGCAAAUUACAGGUUGGAAAUCAGGAUAUUUCGAAAAGGGGCAAAAAGGUUGGAGCAGAGUGAUGGCUACAUAAUGAAGUGUCCUGUGGUCAUGUCAAGGCUGGUCCAACAGAGUGUCCACUGCGGCCCCACAGUCAUGCAGGUCUCCCGGCCCUUGCCUCCGAGGAAUGACGGUGGACAGACCCCAUGGCUGCUGUCCUUCCGAGGGGAGCUGGUGGCUUCUCUGGAGGAUGCUAGCCUGAUGGGAUUGGAUGUGGACGUCAAUGCCACCACGAUCACCAUCCGACAUCCGAGACAAGACCUUCUUCAGAGGCAGGAGGUGCGGAACACCUCCCUGGAGCUCCUGCCGCUCUGGCUGGUGAGCGGCUACCAUGCCUACUCCUUUGAGGCUACGUGCCCACCCGCGUCAGCCCAGCCAGAGUCGGAGGUCUUUAUUCACAUUCCCAGGCAGAGACUGGGUCUGGUCAAAAGAGGGUCCCACAUUGAGGAGAUCUUGAGCCUCAGAUUCCUCCGUGUGCAUCAGUCUAACAUCUUCACGGUGACCAAGGACAGGGAUUUUGUGGUCAUCGGCAUCCCUGCUGCAGGACUGCUCCAGUUUCAGCCAUGCCAGGGAGCUGAAGGAGCCUCCGGGACACAAGCUUUCUACAGAGUAGACGUGAGCUUGGGAUUUGCAGAGGCAGUCGCCCCGGUACGCUGGAUGGUGGAGAACGUCUUCCAGUGUGUGGGUUCAGAAGAAGAGGCACCUGCCUCAACAGCCACAUCGAGGACUGCUCUAUCCUCCCCGUCCUCCGGACCUGAGGCCCCUCUAGCAGAAAUGCCAUUUCCUGCCUCUCCUGGGUUCCAGAACGCACAACUGACUGCUGGGGGGGAGCCUCCUAGGGACUUUGUGCCCGCUGAAGGGAAAGACAAGCAGGGACUGGAGCCAUCCUUGAAAACCAGCAGACCUGAGAGAGCAACCUGGGCGGUCUCUACCUUCCUUUCCCCCAAAGUGAUGCACGAUCAGCGUGGUCCCCAGGAUCUCCCAGAGAAAGCAGGCUUAUCGACACCUCGCCAGACUUCAGCGGCACUCUUACCAGAGCCCAUGGGAGCUGCUCGGGGCGGCCCUGGGCCCUCACAGCCAGUCUCUCUCACUCCCACUGCCUUGAUCAAGCAGCAGUUCUCAGAAGUCCCCUCGCCUCCAUUACCUGCCUGGAGGUUUGAUGUGUCCAGAAUACUCCUGAGCCCAGAGCUACCUGUUACCCCCAGUGAAGGUCUAGGAGCUCCGAGGGAUGGGGAGGACUCAGCACAAACCCUAGGAAGUACCCUUCUGCUGGGAGGGUUGUCAGCGGGCGGUGUGGUGACAGCUGCACCCACUCUGGGGCAGCCUGCCCAGGUCAGUGAGGAAUUCCAGCCACUGAUGGGGGCCUGGGUGAGCAGUGUGACGGAAGAAGGGAUGAGUUCUCCUCAGGCUCCUGGAAUGCUGCAGGAAACAUCCUCCACGGAGACGGCUGAGGGGCCCCAGCAGAAUGAUGGUGGUCCCUUCGAGGAGGGCAUCAGAGGAAGCCGGAAACCUCAUCUGCUGGAGCGUCAGAUGGGACCCCAGAAAUAG